CUUCUUCACAAAUGGUUCAAUCCACACAAAAUGGCGGACUGAAUUGUGAUUUUCUACCUUUGUGUGUUUUUGUUGGAAUUUUUAACUAAAAUGAUGCAGAACAUGAACGAUUCGCACGCUCCUCCGCCGUCCCAACAAUCGACAGAAACCACAGCGGCAUCGGGAGCCUCUACCUCCGCUCCAGGGGAAAGGAAGUUCGCUCAGAUUCCGAAAGAGUCCGUGAAGGCCCAUGCGGAAUCCAUUGGCAUAUCUGAAGUGUCAGACGAUGUUGCCGCUAUGGUCGCCGAAGACGCCUGCUACAGGCUACGCGAAGUCAUGCAGGCAAGCUGCCAGUUUAUGAGACAUGCGAAGAGAAAGCGUCUGACAGCAGAGGACUUCAACAGGGCACUGCGGUGGGGCAACGUGGAGCCAAUGUAUGGUCACAACUCUCCCGACCCCAUGGUGUUCCGACCAACCAAAGACGCGGAGCUGUACUUUUACGAGGACAAAGAGAUCAACCUUACUGAGUUUGCCAUGGAAACCAUCCUGCCCAGAAAUCCGGGGGAAACAACUGUCAAAGCUCAGUGGUUGGUGGUUGAGGGUCGUGACAAGGGAGCAGGAAGCUCCCCAGCCUUGUCUGAGGAACUGGUGCAGUACUACGACCAGGUCACACGGGCCAUCCUGGGUGGAAAUGAACAGCUCAUUAAGACGGCUCUAGCCGACUUGAGGACCAACUCCAGAGUCUCAGCCCUGCUGCCCUACUUUGUGUACUUGGUGGGAGAAGUGAAGUCCAUCAGCCAUGACCUGGAGGCACUGACCCGCCUGCUCCAAACUGCUCAGGCCCUGAUCCAGAACCCUCACCUGUACCUGGGACCUUAUUUGAAACAGCUGGUGGCCAGUGUGAUGUACUGUAUCCUGGAGCCACUGGCAGCCUCCAUCAACCCACUUAACGACCACUGGGCACUGAGAGACUAUGCUGCAAGGCUGCUGGCACAAAUAUGCAGGUCUGGCUGCAUGAGUGUGGAGGGAUUACAGAAACAGCUGCUGCUUGCCCUACAGAAAGUGUUGGUGGACCCAGCCAGACCUUUGUGCUCUCACUAUGGAGCUGUGGUAGGACUCACAGCACUGGGGAGCAAGGCUGUUGAGGAUGUGCUUUACCCCCAGUUGGGUACCUACUGGCCCUUCCUGCAGAGCUGGAUGGAGGACAGGACCAUAUCUAAUGCACAGGCCAAAGCUGAUGCACAUAGAGUGCAGGGGGCCAUUCUGUCUGCAGCAGAGUUACUGUUAAAGACAUACCAGCAGAAUGGCUCAGACCCCCACGCCGAGUCCAGCCACGAGAGCUCCCCCAACCAGAGUCCCCACCACCCCGAUGCCAGUGACUUCACCAUCGGGACGUUUGGCCACCUGCUGGAAUCCAACAGUACUGCAGGCUCCAACAGCCACCGGAGGGACAAGGGCCCUGUCCCCAUCACCCAGAUUUACUCUGACCUGUACAGCUUCUUCGGAGACAGCCUGGCGGUGAGAGUGGGAAACGGCGCUCCCUUCGUCCCUGCCAAAGAGGAGGAGUCUGACCAGGAUGCAGAGCCUAUUGUAGAGGCGGGGUCGUCCGCUUUCCCGACUGUCCAGGUGGAGAGGGCGGACUUACCCCCGAUGCUGCCUUUGCUGGGAAUGGUCAGCCCAUAGACUUGUCCAGCAUGCCGUCCACCAGCGAGUCCACCCACACCACAGGCAGACGCACCUCCAAACGGAGGCAGAGCUCCAAGGAGUCACCCAAGUCUAAGAGAGCGCGGCGAGCUCCCUCCAUGUCGGACAUUUUCAGCCUCUCCAGGGCUUCCCAGAGGAGGAAGGACAUUGUGGUUAACAUCCGCGGAGGGAGGCAGGUGGGGAAAAAGAAGACCAAGCCCGGAGUGCUCCUCGGAGCAGAGCUGAGCAGACUCUGCCGCAGAGUUCCUUUUGUUGGGAAAAGGAAGAAGGUCAAGACUUUACCAGGGAAAGUUCUGCAGCCGAGUAUGGGUAUGCUGAUAUGACAUGCAUUUGACAUGAGAUGGGUAUGCUGAAAUGAGGUGAAUUUGAAGGGGGAACUUGUAGAACAUGUUGGGCUCUCAACUAAUAAGCAAGAAUUGUAACUUUAUUUUAUACAUAGAAAUAGAUGAGCUUGAGACAGUUCCCUCCUGUGGACACAAAGACAACACACCAUGUCUCCAUUUUACAUUUAAGGAGAAACAGUCAUGUACAUGAAAAAAGCAUUAGGUUAUUUACUAAGUAGCUUUGCAAUGUUAAGUGGUAAUUCAUUAUGAAUCAAAUAAUAACAAUAAACAUUCCAAAUUGUGAAGAAAACAGUUGCAGACUGGUAAAAGGAUGGUCCACUGAAACAUCAGUAGGUGAAAAGAACUGCAUUAACUGGUUCACUGUUCUACAAAGUCAUGUAUAGCCCCUGUCCUAAAGUACUUUGGGUGACCUAACAUAGACCAGACACAAACCACUUGUAUAACUACAAAUUUAUUAUUUGUCAUUAUUACUGCCCAUUGCAUGGGGUUUUCAAAGCAUUAAUGUCUUCAUAAAAUCUAUGUGUAAAGAACGUAAAAUUAUGGCUUCAAAUGUUUGGCACAGUCAGGUAUAUCCUGGAGGAAACA
Messenger RNA from Branchiostoma belcheri (Belcher's lancelet), 2612 nucleotides. RefSeq names its product TAF6-like RNA polymerase II p300/CBP-associated factor-associated factor 65 kDa subunit 6L. Gene Ontology annotation, cellular component: SAGA complex; transcription factor TFIID complex; SLIK (SAGA-like) complex. NCBI's taxonomy places the organism in Eukaryota, Metazoa, Chordata, Leptocardii, Amphioxiformes, Branchiostomatidae. The record is from RefSeq and is a predicted model, not a curated record. The transcript is spliced from 11 exons. Bases 91 to 1662 code for a protein of 523 amino acids. Gene Ontology annotation, biological process: transcription initiation at RNA polymerase II promoter; RNA polymerase II preinitiation complex assembly. Gene Ontology annotation, molecular function: transcription coactivator activity; RNA polymerase II general transcription initiation factor activity; protein heterodimerization activity.